This is a messenger RNA of [Torrubiella] hemipterigena, 1017 nucleotides long. Lineage: Eukaryota; Fungi; Ascomycota; Sordariomycetes; Hypocreales; Clavicipitaceae. The record is from the annotation of a GenBank genome assembly.
AUGCUACUGCUCCACGCUAGAAGGCUAUCGCCAGAGCGAAGCUUGGGAGCUUUCCAGCUUGCGCAUUUGCUCAAAAAGGUGCACGACCACACCCGCCAAUCUAAGCUUGUUUUUAACCUUGAGGGCUUCGAUCCUGUAGUUAUAAGUUGGCCGUGCCGUCCCGUUGUUUCAAUAGACCUGAAACCAUCUCUCAUCAUCAAAAACGGAAAUACCACAAGUGCUUCUACUCUACAACAAUGUCCCGAGCGGCUUUCGCACAACAAUGAAGCAUGCCCCAAGGAGCAUGCAAACCUCCAGGCGGCCGCGAAGACUGAGCCCAAGGACAAGACCGGCCGUCUCGUAGCCAGAGACAGCUACAUUGUCAAGACAUAUGUGCACAUUGUUACCAGUACUGCAGCCGCUGCCAGGGCUAUCACGGAUGAAACCAUCAAGAAGCAAAUCAAGGUGCUCAAUGAUAACUAUGCCGCCACUCAUGCCAUCUUUGACCUCAAGGGGACCACUAGAAGUGUAAAUGCUACGUGGGCCACCGACUACGAUGAGGAGUGGAUGAAGCGCGACCUCCGCCAGGGCAACUAUGCCGACCUCAACCUAUACUACCUGGAGGAGCUCGAGGACGACAACUUGGGAUACUGCUACUACCCCGUUGCCCAUGCCAAGCCUGGAACCGAUGACUUUGACUUGGACGGCUGUGCUAUGCGUCUCGACACUCUGCCUGGUAACAAGGGCGCAUACGGUCUCGGCAAGACAACGACCCACGAGGUUGGCCACUGGUUCGGCCUCGCACACACCUUUGAGGGCCGCUGCACGAGCCCCGGUGAUGAGGUUGACGAUACGCCCGCCCAGGCAAGCGAGUCUUCAGGGUGCCCGAAGGGCCGAGACUCGUGCCCGACGCUGGGUGGCCCGGAUUCUAUUCACAACCACAUGGACUACAGUGACGACUCGUGCUAUGAAGGCUUUACUGUUGACCAGCAGGCUCGCAUUCGCAGCAUGUGGUACAUGUUCCGCGCUGGCAAAUAA